Messenger RNA from Choloepus didactylus (southern two-toed sloth), 1917 nucleotides. RefSeq names its product Rho GTPase activating protein 40 (gene ARHGAP40). NCBI's taxonomy places the organism in Eukaryota, Metazoa, Chordata, Mammalia, Pilosa, Megalonychidae. Gene Ontology annotation, biological process: signal transduction; regulation of actin filament polymerization; regulation of small GTPase mediated signal transduction. Gene Ontology annotation, cellular component: cytoplasm. Gene Ontology annotation, molecular function: GTPase activator activity. The record is from RefSeq and is a predicted model, not a curated record.
AUGCCCGGGGCCUGGCCGUGUCCCCGGAUCCCACGGGCCCGUGACGCCAGGCAGCCGGGGCUCUGUGCCCUGUGUUGGUUGGGGCCUGAGCUGCAGAAGUUUAGAAUCCCCAAAGGCCGCCUUGGCGUGACGAGAAUGGGAGACUUGUCCCUGCAGGACAUGAAGAGGUUCCUUCCUCGGGCCCUCGUAGAGCUGACCCCGCUCUGUGACGUCCCUGGCUUGGGCCUGAAGAGGUGGCAAAAUCUCCUGCAGAAACACCUUUUUGGUGUGCUCCCAGAUGCACUGCUAGAAGCUGACUGCAGAGUCCUCCCUGGCACCCAGGACCCGGUCCUUCAACCACUGCUGUCCUGUCUAGAAAAGAGAGGGGUGGACACAGAAGUCAUCCUCAGGGUGCCCGGAUCCCAGGCCAGGGUCAGGGGAGUCUGGAACAGUCUAGAAAGAGACUUCUAUGCUGGCCUUUUUAGCUGGGAUGAGGUUCCUCACAAUGACGCAUCAAAUUUGCUCAAAAGAUUCCUCCGAGAGCUCCCGGUGCCUCUGCUCAUUGCUGAGGACCUUUCGGCCCUCAGUGUGGUGUCCAAAAUCCCCAACCUGAAGCAGCGCCUGCAGUCUCUCCACCUGCUCAUCCCGAACCUCCCAGAACCCAACAGAAACACCCUGAAGGCGCUCCUGGAAUUCCUCAGAAAGGUGGUGGCCCAGGAGCAGAGCAACAAGAUGACGCUGUGGAACGUUUCCAUGGUGAUGGCCCCUAAUCUCUUCUUGCUCCAAGGAAGAUCCCCUGAACUCCCCAAGGACAAGAAGCAGCUGGCAGACGGGGCAGCUGGGGUGGUACGGAUGAUGGUGCACUACCAGGACCUGCUGUGGACGGUCGCCUCCUUCUUGGUCUCCCAGGUGCGAAAACUGAACGACAGCAGUGGCCGGCGCCCCCAGCUCUGCGACAGGGGCCUCAAGACUUGGCUGCGGAGGAUGCAUGUGGACCGAGACAAAGCGGGAGACGAGCCCCGCCUCAGCUGGGACGGAGAAAGGGGCGCAGGGCGUCACUGUCCUCCCACUCACUUCUGGCUGCCAGGCUGCCAGGAACGAGGCUUCCGCUGUAGGCCACCAGGAGGCGCCCGGGUCCCAUCGCAGCAGCCCCCUGUGUGCCUGGCCAAGCGGUGGGAAGGUGAGGGUCGCUUCGUGGGCUAUGAAUGCACGUGCACACAUGUGUUUUGGGGCCAGCAUUUUCCCACGUGGGACCAAAAGUCAGUGAGGACCUCCCUUCCCGGCCUGGGGUCCACAAGCAGUGGCUGGUCUUGCUGCCUCCAGAGGAGGCCAGCACGUUUCUUUUCUCUGUCUUGCAGCAACAGGUUCACAGAGUCAGCCAACAUCCUCCUCUAUAAAGUUGGAGGGAAUAUCAGUAAGCGUCGCCUGGACCCAGAUGCCUGCCUCUUGGAUCUGAACUGCACCAACCCCCAUGGAGAGUGGGUCAUUAAACAGAGGACAGGUUGCCCGCUUGCCUCGUCAUUGCUUCCUGGAGGAGCCGUGCCUGGGAGGCCAGAAGCACCCAGAAGUCAGCUCUGUGAGGGUGUUCAGCCCCCAGGGGAGUCUGCGCCUACACUGAGCUUGCCGAGUGACAGCACCACUUGGUGUCCCUGGAUCUCUGUGGACUUUUGUACGCGACUCACAGCCCCGAGGAGAGCUGAAAGUGCAGCACCUCUGUCAAGAAGCAGUUGUUUUUCUAGGAAAACUUGCUUUGAAAGUAACACUGCAGAGGAAACCAGGAGGGCUCUGUGACCUUGAGCAGGCUCCUUCCCCUCUCUGAUCCCUUGGAAAGAUGAGGCGGUUGGGUUUAAGGGAGCGGGGAGCAAAUGCUGGGGCCACGAAGAGCCCUUAGGGGCUGGGAAGAGGAAGAACUUCCCUUCAAAGGUUUCACGUUUUCAA